This is a messenger RNA of Purpureocillium lilacinum, 1524 nucleotides long. Its product is annotated as kynurenine 3-monooxygenase, mitochondrial precursor. Gene Ontology annotation, biological process: L-tryptophan catabolic process; quinolinate biosynthetic process. Gene Ontology annotation, molecular function: kynurenine 3-monooxygenase activity; FAD binding. Gene Ontology annotation, cellular component: mitochondrial outer membrane. The record is from RefSeq and is a predicted model, not a curated record. NCBI's taxonomy places the organism in Eukaryota, Fungi, Ascomycota, Sordariomycetes, Hypocreales, Ophiocordycipitaceae.
AUGCCUUCACCGCAGAAGACUGUGGUCGUCGGCGCCGGCCCUGUCGGCUCGUUGGCCGCCCUGUAUGCCGCGCAGAGAGGCCACGAGGUCGAGGUGUACGAGCUGCGGCCCGAUCUGCGCAACCCUGGCAUCAUACCGCUCAACUUCACAAAAUCCAUAAACCUGGCCGUCUCUGAGCGCGGCAUCAACGCCAUGAGGCUGGCCGGCCACCCAACCCUGCUUGAGACGGUCAUGGACGGCACGAUUCCCAUGCGCGGCCGCAUGGUUCACGGCAAGGGCCCCACGGGAGCCCUGUACGAGCAUUCCCAAGACUACGACGUCAAGGGCCGCGCCAUCUACGCCAUUGACCGGUCCGGUCUCAACGCACGCCUCCUCGACGUGCUCGACUCCAUGCCCAAUGUCAAGCUCUUCUUCAACCACAAACUCACCGGCGCUGAUUUCCGCUCCUGCCGCGCCUGGUUCGAGGCCAAGGACACGGCCGCAUCCCCCAACGGCCGCCCCAGGGAGAUUGAGAUCGGCUUUGACCUCAUGAUUGGUGCCGAUGGUGCGCACUCGGCUGUGCGCUACCACUUGAUGAAGUUCUCCCGCAUGGACUACCAGCAGGAGUACAUCGACACCCUGUGGUGCGAGUUCCACUUGAGGCCGCGGCGCACUGGUCCCAAAGAUGGCCCCUGGGCCAAGUUUCAGAUCUCACCGAACCAUUUGCACAUCUGGCCAGGCCAAGACUUCAUGUUCAUUGCCAUUCCCAGCGAGGACGGGUCAUUUACCUGUACUCUCUUUCUCCCAAGCAAGCAGUUUGGUGAAUUGGAAAGCAGCCCCUCCAGCCUGCCCGCCUUCUUCGACCGGCAUUUCCCCGGCGUCACCGACUUGAUCCCCGGCGAGAGCCUGAUCUCGUCGUUCCAAGAGAACCCUCACCUCCCUCUCAUCAGUCUCAAAUGCAAGCCCUACCAUCACGGGUCGUCGGGCGUCAUCAUUGGCGACGCGGCUCACGCCAUGGUGCCCUUCUAUGGCCAGGGGAUGAACGCUGGCAUGGAGGACGUGCGCAUCCUCUUUUCCAUCCUUGACAAGCACGCAGAGGUGUACGGGAACGAUCCUGACGAGGGGCCGGCCACUCGUCUCGCGUCCAUGUCCCCUCUCCAGCGGUCUCAGGCGUUGGCCGAAUACUCGGCCGUGCGAGCGCCCGACGCCCACGCUAUCAACAGCCUGGCCUUGCAAAAUUACGUCGAGAUGCGGUCGUCAGUCUUGUCGAAGCGCUAUCGGCUACGCAAGUUCUUUGAGGAGUGUUUGAGCGUCUACCUCCCCAACUUUGGCUGGCAAACCAAGUACGCUCGAGUCAGCUUCAGCAACGAGGGCUACGCAGCCAUCGUGGCGCAGAGCGAGCACCAAGGAAGAGUGUUGAUGGAAGGUUUCAUGGCGUUGCUGGCCAGUCCCGUCAUCGUCACGGGCGUGUUUUACUUGCACAAGUAUCGCAGGUCUAUUCUCUCCGCCACACUCCACUUCUGCGGUUGGCAUCGGAGUCCAUGA